AUGGCCAUGGUUACAAUGGAGGUUGCUAAAUAUCUAGUGGUUAUAUUCAGUAAAACUUCUUGUUGUAUGUGUCACACCAUUAAGACUUUGAUUAAUAACUUUGGGUCAAAUCUUGUGGUUUAUGAGCUAGAUGGACAUCCUAAUGGACAGCAACUGGAGGACGAGCUGAAAGCAGUAGGAUGUAAGCUAAGUGUAGCAGUUGUGUUUAUUGGGUUACAACUGUUAGGUGGUUCGAAUGAGAUCAUGUCACUCCAUCUCAAGGGGGAACUAGCUCAACUACUGAAAUGGUAA
Molecule: messenger RNA, 291 nt
Organism: Lactuca virosa
Lineage: Eukaryota; Viridiplantae; Streptophyta; Magnoliopsida; Asterales; Asteraceae
Source: the annotation of a GenBank genome assembly